Diachasma alloeum is the source of this 1742-nucleotide messenger RNA. It is a transcript of the gene Mfap1, whose product is annotated as microfibrillar-associated protein 1. Lineage: Eukaryota; Metazoa; Arthropoda; Insecta; Hymenoptera; Braconidae. Gene Ontology annotation, molecular function: RNA binding. The record is from RefSeq and is a predicted model, not a curated record. Gene Ontology annotation, biological process: mRNA splicing, via spliceosome. The transcript is spliced from 4 exons. Gene Ontology annotation, cellular component: U2-type spliceosomal complex. The coding region runs from base 96 to 1523 and encodes 475 amino acids.
UGUCACAACAUUCGUAGAGUCGUAACCAUCUCCUGUCGUAAGCUGAGUUUUUUCGUGUUUAAUUCUCCAGUAAUCCUCAGCAAAUCACCACAAAAAUGGAUUAUUUUGUGACAAAUAACUCCUUGGCACCAGCUCCAAUGGGAAUUCAAAGUACAGCGGGUGCUGUGCCCGUCAAAAACGACAAAGGUCAAGUGUCGAUGAAAAAAGUAAAAGUCCACAGAUAUGUGUCAGGAAAACGUCCAGAUUACGCACCAGUGGCAAGUUCAGACGAGGAAUCCGAGGAAGAUGACUUCCUGGACAGACGAGUUGGAAGAACUCAUGUGGAUGAGACUCACGCAGGUGACGAGUCAGGAGGCGAGGGAGAGGGUCCAAGUGCACUUGACGAGGAUGAUCCACGAUUGCGGAGGCUGACACGUUUAGAACGACAGAAAGGAAAGCACGAUGGAGGUGAUGGUGGAGCAAACGAUGAAGAAGAUGAACGAGACAUUGAAAUUCGUACAGAGAGACAUCGUCGUGUGCACGAGCCCGAGAUAUUGGAAACAACAGAGUCGGAGAGACCUCGGGAGAGGAUAAAACUCGAGAGUUCAGACGAUUCUGAAGACGAGGAGCUGUCAGACACUGAGAUUGAGAGGAGACGUGAGGCUCUGAAGGCUAGGGUGCUGUCGAAGAAGGAAACCGUUGAGGACUUGAUGAAUGGGGAUGAGGAGGAGAAGUCUGGGAGCAGUAGUGAUGAAAGCUCUGAGUAUGAGGAGUACACAGACUCUGAGGAAGAGACUGGACCCAGGCUGAAGCCAGUAUUCGUGAGGAAGAAGGACAGAAUCACAGUCAUGGAGAAGGAGAAGGAAGCUAUAAAGCAGAAACAGGCUGAGGCAGAGAGCAAACGAAUGGCUGAGGAGAGGAAGCGACAGACACUUAGGAUGGUGGAGGAGGCGAUUCGUAAGGAUACCACGAAUACAAAGUCUGUAGACACUAUUGAAGGACAGUUGAACGAUGUCUGCACUGAUGACGAGAACGAUGAAGUGGAAUAUGAGGCUUGGAAAUUGAGGGAGUUGAAGAGGAUUAAACGCGAUCGUGAGGAGCGUGAAGCAAUCGAGAAGGAACGUAUGGAGACUGAGAGACUCCGUAAUUUGACUGAGGAAGAGAGACGCCAAGAAGCACGAGUUAAUCCCAAGAUCGUCACCAACAAAGCUGCAAAAGGAAAAUACAAAUUCCUCCAGAAGUUUUAUCACAGAGGUGCAUUCUACCUGGACAAAGAUGAGACUGUAUUCAAGCGUGACUUCUCUGGAGCAACACUGGAAGAUCAUUUUGAUAAAACAGUUCUACCAAAGGUGAUGCAGGUGAAGAACUUCGGUAGAAGCGGAAGAACGAAGUAUACUCACCUCGUGGAUCAGGAUACCACUCAAUUCGACUCUCCCUGGAUAUCCGAAACAGCCCAGAAUCUUAAAUUCCACAAUAAUCAAGCAGCUGGAAUGAAGCAGGUGUUCGACAGGCCAUCAUUGAAAAAACGAAAACCCAUGAAUUGAAAAAUUCAAUAAUUUUAUUGUAAUAAAUUUCCAUUCAUUUAAAUCAAUAUAUUUUAUGGUAACAUGGAUAAACGAACUUAUUCUGUAAUAAACUGAGAAAACCAAUAUUUUCGUCAAGUGAAUUUAGUCACUACGAAGGAAUUAAUUACCGCACAAUUAACGAGUUUGUGGAGACGAAAUUCAUUUGGCAAAGAAUUCUCUUUCUCAAUGCAUUUUGAA